AUGAACAAACACUUUGCUAAAGUCAUCGACCCUGUUGCCAUAGCAACGGGUAUCGUCGGGAACGCCCUCUUGGCGGUAGUCUUCCUCAUCACCCCGCUUCGACUCCGGCCUCUGAGUCACACCCUGGCCGGACUGGGCGUGGUCGACCUCUUGUACACGUUGUCCUGCAUGCUCGUGUACCUCACCAACAAAGGCGUGCAGGUGUACAGAGUCCCGGGGGCGUGCCAGAUUACCACGUUCACUCUCGUGUUUUCAAAAUCUGUGGAGGCGUGGUACAUCUUCAUUUCACAUUUAAGUAAGUCAGAGUUUCAGUAAAUUUACUACAUACUUGAACCUAAAACAAAACCUUGCACUAACCCUAACACUAUUACUAAACCAAGCUCUGUUCCUAACACUAACCCUAACACUAUUACUAAACCAAGCUCUGUUCCUAACACUAACCCUAACACUAUUACUAAACCAAGCUCUGUUCCUAACACUAACCCUAACACUAUUACUAAACCAAGCUCUGUUCCUAACACUAACUGAUAAAAUAAUUUAUUUUUUAACUCAUUCGGAAACAAAGAUAUUUUUUUCUUCUACUAUUACCUCAAAGUGUGUAUUUACUGAUCAAAGAUAUGUAUUGUUCUAACACUUGAGCUAUGUAUUUUAACGCUUACAAUGACCGCCAUCAUGUCAAACUAUAAAACGAUCUUGUUGGACUCCUCAGAUCGCCUCAACGCCCACACAAACUCGAGCCGAGAGAGCAGAAAGAGGCGAGUGUUCAACACAAAGUUUGCUGUAUUCCUGGUGGCCCUACUUGUGGCGGCCCCAUUGUUGCACGUGCUCUGG
Molecule: messenger RNA, 831 nt
Organism: Lymnaea stagnalis (great pond snail)
Lineage: Eukaryota; Metazoa; Mollusca; Gastropoda; Lymnaeidae
Source: the annotation of a GenBank genome assembly